UCAAACGCUCCCAACACACAUCCAAGCGUUUCUUGAUGGAGCUUCCGAUGGUGCCAUCUACUUUUCGUUAGGGUCCAACUGCGAAAAGCACUAAUUUACCGAGAAACAUAUUGGACGCUUUGCUAAAAGUCUUCAGAUCCCUUAAACAGAGAGUACUAUGGAAGUGGGAAGAUGACACCUUGCCUGGGAAAUCCGAAAACAUAAUGAUUAGUUCGUGGUUUCCGCAGAGUGCCAUUCUGGCUCAUCCUAAUAUGAAACUUCUUAUAUCACACGGUGGUUACUUAAGUGUGAUGGAGGCAGUAUACCACGCAGUGCCAAUUAUUGGACUUCCAAUUAUGGGAGACCAGCCUGCAAUCACAGCACGGUCGGAAAAGGCGGGCUAUGGGCUGUAUCUUUCUUGGGAAGAUCUCAGUGAAAAGAGUCUGAGAGCGGCAAUACAUGAAGCUUUGUCGAAUACUAAGUAUGCAGAAAAUGUAAGACAGGCUUCUAUCAGAUUUCGAGAUCAGCCGAUAACCCCUCUGAAUCAGGCGAUUUUCUGGGUGGAAUAUGUGGCGAGACACAAGGGAGCUCCUCAUAUGCGGUCGGCGGCUCAGCAUUUGUCCAUUAUUGAAUAUCAUAAUCUGGACGUAUACACUUUAUUUUUCCUUACAAUGGUAAUAUUUAUUUAUAUUUUAAAAUGUUUAAUUUGUCGAACAGUCAAAGCACAUCAUUCCAAAUUCUCCAAAAAAAUUGACAGUAAAGUGAAAUUCCAGUAACAUUAAUGUAAUUUUGUUUAGAAAAGAUAUUUUCAUAAAAGUUUCUGCAGUAGAUGCAUAUGUAUGUGUCUUAACGAAA
Hermetia illucens (black soldier fly) is the source of this 834-nucleotide messenger RNA. RefSeq names its product UDP-glycosyltransferase UGT5-like. Lineage: Eukaryota; Metazoa; Arthropoda; Insecta; Diptera; Stratiomyidae. Gene Ontology annotation, molecular function: UDP-glycosyltransferase activity. The record is from RefSeq and is a predicted model, not a curated record.